AUGGACGCCGACGAGAGAUUAACGGCCUUGAAGAAGGCUUAUGCCGAUAUAAUUUUGAACACCGCGAAAGAGGCGGCAGCGAGGAUCAUGGUGUCGGAGAGAAGAGCUCUUCGUUUUCAGCACGAGCUGUAUGUGGCAAAAGAAGAUGCUCUUCAGAUGCUACAGAGACUCAAACGGAUGAUGGAUUCUAAGAUUUGUGAAGCAGAGAUUGCAUCUUCGAGUCAGCAGAAAAAGAUAGAAGAACUUGAAGCACAACUUCAGGAAGCUGAGGACAUCGUCAGAGACCUCAGAGAAGAGUUAAGACAAGUGCAGGCUGAAUUGGAGAGGGAGUCAAACAACAAAAUACAUGUGGAUGAACAUGAUACGGCUACUACAGAGGAAACAUCGGAGGAUCACACACUCUAUACUUCUCAGUCUGUCAUAUUGCCUCAUUCGGAAUCACCCCGUGAAUCUGUCCUAGUUUCUGACCUGAGAAAUUUGAAUUUGAGUCCUGGAAAUGAGGUCAGUCAUGAUAUUCCCUCCUUAGUAUUAAGAAGCAAAGAGCCUGAGCUGUACAGAAAUGGCUGCACCCAGAGAAUUCGUGCAUAUGAGAGGAACUUGUUGAAUGGGGAAUUAAGUGUAAGUGAAUAUGAAGAAGGUAAGAGGAUCUGUACAACACCCACUUAUGUGGCUGACAAUAUGUGUACUACAGAGAAGAAAGGAGGGGUACUGACAGAUUCCAGAUUUGUCAGCUGGUACCAAGUUCAGGCUGGUAAGUGUUUUCGUAGAAAAAGGAAGAGAACUACCAGAUAUAAGAAAAACAGAACGCCCUCCUGGUGGUUUCUUCCUGAACAAGCUAUUAAGACGGACCAAACACCUGCUAUAACUUGUUUGAGAACUCAUCCAAAUUUGGUUAUUAACAAUGCUCAGUCCAUUGAACGACCCUCUCAGAUGGCCCCACAAUUAACCUCAGAUUCAACUCAAAUGAGCACGCGGCUGGGAUUUGCCAAAACUGAUGUAUGUGGUGGAGAUUGUGUUAAAGCUUGUGGUGUUCAAAGCACAAUAAACAAGGAUGAUAUAUUGACAGAUAAAUUGCCAAUGAGACAGGAAGUUGGAUCUACAGAGAUUUCAGAAGUUCCAGUUGGUAGAAUGAAUCUUGAUAAAGAUGAUGUGCCAUUAAUAAAUUCAAAUGGAUCAAAAGCUUCUGAUACAACCCAUACAAUUCAUAGUCAACCUUUGAAUGAUAGGAUUAUCAAGUACACAUUCCAAAGAAAGCGGAAAAAAGUGUCUUUUAGUGGCUCUGAUGGGAAUGCCUCUGUUGAAAAUAGCACUUUGAAGAGGACAGAGGAGAAACAACCUGGUUCAAUGGAGCCACAAAAGUCGAGCUUGAUAACAGAAUCAUCAAGGGACAGUCGGCGAUUGGCGCAGGUUGCUCGUCAGCUAAUAUCUUUAUCAGAGAAAAAAUGGUGGCAGUAA
Molecule: messenger RNA, 1455 nt
Organism: Ilex paraguariensis (yerba mate)
Lineage: Eukaryota; Viridiplantae; Streptophyta; Magnoliopsida; Aquifoliales; Aquifoliaceae
Source: the annotation of a GenBank genome assembly